This is a messenger RNA of Aspergillus fijiensis CBS 313.89, 1050 nucleotides long. RefSeq names its product nuclear transport factor 2 family protein. The transcript has 6 exons. Gene Ontology annotation, cellular component: nuclear pore central transport channel. The record is from RefSeq and is a predicted model, not a curated record. Bases 185 to 559 code for a protein of 124 amino acids. Gene Ontology annotation, biological process: protein import into nucleus. NCBI's taxonomy places the organism in Eukaryota, Fungi, Ascomycota, Eurotiomycetes, Eurotiales, Aspergillaceae.
GCAGCAAUCUCCUGAAUGGGUAAAGUCGGCUUGCCCCACAACCCCCUCGCGACGGAAAGACUUUCGGUGUUGAUAUCAACCUCGUCUCUUCCCCUCGUUUCUAUCCCGUUGUCCUAUUGCCCCCUCAGCCAGCUCUCUGUUUUCUAUCCGUUUUCGUUGUCUUUGCAGACUCCCAACCGUCAAAAUGUCCGCCUUCAGUGAUAUUGCCCAGCAAUUUGUCCAGUUCUACUACCAGACCUUCGACGCCGACCGCUCCUCCCUGGCCGGACUCUACCGCGACCACUCCAUGCUCACCUUCGAGACCAGCUCGAUCCAGGGUGUUUCCAGCAUCGUUGAGAAGCUGACCAGCCUCCCCUUCCAGAAGGUUGUCCACAAGGUAAACACCCUCGACGCCCAGCCCUCCAGCCAGGAUGGUAGCAUCCUGGUCAUGGUCACCGGUGCUCUCUUGGUCGACGAGGAGCAAAACCCCAUGAACUACACCCAGAGCUUCAACCUCAUUCCCGAAAACGGCAGCUACUACGUCCAGAACGACAUCUUCCGUCUGAUCUACAACGCAUAAAUGGUUCCAUUAUUGUUUUUUUUUUUAGGUAUAAAGCGCCGUCGUCGCGCGGUGGAAAGGAAACGUCGGAGGGGGAGGGAUCAGGCCUGCGGCUUUGGGGAACGGUCAUCUAUUCUCUAUCUCUAGAACAGGGGAAAGACCUGGUCAUAGUCCGCAGAUAAUCCCGUGUGAAACGAAGAUAAUGAAUCCAUUUUCAAAUUUCAGGUUUCGAGUUCGAACAGAGUGAGGGGCGGAGGCAGAGCCCACGGAUCUUGGGAUUGGAUGCUUUUGGUGAAUUUGGAACAUGCCAUGCCUCCUUUUCGCUGUGCGUCUCUUCGGGGAGAAGCUCUUCAAAUCUCGUGAAUUACCUCUUAGUUGGUUUAUGUGCGUGCGGUGAUACUGUGGUUGUAGUUGUGUUUCGGAUGGAGGCAAAUCUGGUACUUUCUUGGUGGUGUGGUGAUGGCCUUUGCAUUCCUGCUCUGUUUGUGUACCUCGAUGCCUUAUGUGUAAAU